This is a messenger RNA of Melanotaenia boesemani (Boeseman's rainbowfish), 2714 nucleotides long. RefSeq names its product GRB2 associated binding protein 3 (gene gab3). The transcript is spliced from 10 exons. The record is from RefSeq and is a predicted model, not a curated record. The coding region runs from base 85 to 1755 and encodes 556 amino acids. NCBI's taxonomy places the organism in Eukaryota, Metazoa, Chordata, Actinopteri, Atheriniformes, Melanotaeniidae.
CUGCACAGUGCUCUCAGUUUCACAGCAGCAGCAGCAACAGCAGCAACAGCGGCAGCCGUGAAAACGACACGCUCUGCAGUCAAGAUGAGUGCUGGGGAUGUGGUCUGCACAGGCUGGCUCAUUAAAUCCCCUCCGGAGAAAAAACUAAAGAGAUUUGCAUGGCGAAAACGCUGGUUUGUGCUCCGAAGAGGUCGCAUGAGCGGCAAUCCUGAUGUGUUGGAAUACUACCAAAGCAAGAACUCUAAAAAGCCAAUCCGUACCAUUGACCUGAAGGAGUGCGAGGUGGAGAUGCAUAACGGACAACUGCGGAUAAAGCGAGACUUUCAAGGAAAGCACCUUUUUGUGGUGAAAACGUCAUCUCGCAUUUUUUAUCUGGUGGCAAAAACUGAGGAAGAGAUGAACAGCUGGGUCAACAGCAUCAGUCAAAUCUGCCAAUUUGGGAACCUGGAGGAGGCAGAGAGCUCAGAAGACGGCAUCUCUCUCACCCCUACUUCCAUUCAGCCCUCUCCUGAUGGAUCUGACCGAGUGUCUGUGGCGAGCCAACCGGAUACUGGUCAUCCACACGAUUACCUCUUUCUCUCACAGUGUGAGACAGGGAGUGUAGGCACUAGUAGACAUGACAGCUUCUCAACCUCUGACAUUUCUCUGGAGCAGAAGUCAUCAGACGAUGCUGUCAAGGACGCAUACGCUGAAUCUUCCUCAUCCUCCAUCUCUCACGCGAGUCCCAGUCCAUCUUUUUUCCCCCAUGGAAGGUUGACCAAUCCUCCAUUCAGCGCUCCAUGUGCCUUCACAGUUUUACCUUCAUCGUCUUCUUCUCCACUACUGCAUUGUGCCACAAGUGUCUUCCAGUUUGACAAACCUUACCCGUCUGCAGCGGGUGAUAUACAAACACCUCCUCCACUACCACCUAAGCCAAAUCACCUGUCAGAGCAGCUAAGUGAUGGAGGAGGUCACAAGUCAAGGGCAAUAAGUGCGCAGCAUUUCCCAAGCAAUGUGCCAUUAUUUUCCCGAAGGACCUCUUUGUCUGGCUUGGACCAUUUCAGAAUGGGUAAUGCUGAAAGAUUAAUGAGGAACAGGAGGCAAAGUGUUAAUUUGCCUUGUUUAAAUACCACGCAAGUUCAAAGCUACCAAGAUGAGUCAUAUGUCCCCAUGGCAUCCCCUUCCCCCUCUCUUACAACAAUCGAAUGUGACGGUUACAUCCCCAUGAGCCCCAGGACAUUCAGCUUCCUUGGUUCAAACAGCAGUGUUGAGUCUUCCUCAAGUUAUAGCCCACUGAUGUGUCAACCUGGAGAUCUUGCACCACCUCCAAUUCACCGGCACCUCAAACCCCGUUUGAGGAGAACUCGACCCCCACCCCUUGACUUGAGAGGUCUUUCUACAAUCACCGAAUGUCCCACUCAUCUUCCUCUGAGCAGAGCAGUGACAGAGUCAUCCUUCUCAGCAAACCAUUUACCUCUGGACAGAAGACUUGAGAAUGUGGACGGUUCAGGAGAUGAAGUGACAAGCUGCUCAGCACUGGAAUCAAGACAAUCUUUCAGUCCCACACUUGAUGGAGUAGUUCAACCUUGGCCAAGAAGGUCAAACCUCGACUAUUUGUCACUGGAUUUCAACUCUGCAUCCCCUUCCCCUGUGCAGAAGAAGCCAUUUCUGUCAGAUGAGUACAAAGUUGACUAUGUGCAGGUGGAUGAGAAGAAGACUCAGGCUCUUCAAAACACCAAAAUGGAGUGGACGGAUGUCCGGCAGUCAAAAACAUAAAUGGAGUAUGAAUGGUGACAUAAUAUUCAACAUAUGGUUUCAAGAUUAUCAACAAACAAUCAAACCAGCAUGGUGGACAUUUAUGAAGGGGACCAAAAACUACCUAAAAGCACUUUGGAAAAUCAAGAGUGGUGAACCAGUUAGAGGAAUCAUAAACUUGCACUGUUAAAAUGAAGUGAACUGCCUGUAAAACUGAAGUGUAAAUGCAUUAUUCACUGUGAUUUUUCUGCUCAUUGUAGCGUAAGGUCCAACCAAAUUCUACAAAGUAGAAGAUAAAUGUUGUAAAUAUGUGUAUGAAAAUGUUAUAUAAAACUCUAGUUCUGAAUGAGUUUCACUAUGGGCAUAAACUGACUUAAAACAUUCCCAACAACUCAUGCAGCAUUCAGGUGUUUUAACCUGUUUCUGUUGAACAUACAUAGAUUUCCACACAGCAAAUCGCUGCUGAAGAAAAAAAAUUACAGGCAUGUUCCCUCUAUUUUUGUAUGCCUACUGUAAGUUAAAAACACAACAUAUCUAAGAACUUAGAAAAAAAAAGUUCAAGCACUUUGGAUUAUUAUAACCCAAAUGACUGAGAAUCUACAUCAACAUACUACAUAUAAGGUUGAAAGGUUCAAGGUACUUCAAGUAUUUGUUUAUAAAAAACAAUGGAAGUCCUCCAGUACUUUAACUUAAAGAGUCAUUUUUUUAAAAUGUGAUUAUUUGCAAUCACAUGCUUUUCAGUGACUGGAAACCGAACCAACUCCUUAAUAACUGUGGAAUUACUCAUAUUUAGUUGUGCAGUCUGCUACUCUGCAUAUUUCCAAACUAAUCAGCAAAAAUAGCAGACAGGCAGACAAAAAAAAUGCAGAUUGAUCAUUUGAUUGAUUGAAUAAUUGUGAAAAUGACGAGUUCUUCAAGGGUAGAAUACGAUAAUUUCUUAUAUUUAUAAAAUAUAUUAAUUUAAAUGACAUCAUUUUCAA